Molecule: messenger RNA, 1345 nt
Organism: Chroicocephalus ridibundus (black-headed gull)
Lineage: Eukaryota; Metazoa; Chordata; Aves; Charadriiformes; Laridae
Gene: LY86
Product: lymphocyte antigen 86
Exons: 5
Coding region: 207-692 (161 amino acids)
Biological process (GO): positive regulation of lipopolysaccharide-mediated signaling pathway; innate immune response
Source: RefSeq, a predicted model, not a curated record
UCUAAGCACACGGAAAUAGCACCCUCCAAUUCUGAUUAGCCUCUUGUUUAUACCACGCUGUGGUAAGCUAAGGCUGCAUUGGCUCACUUAACCCUUCUGCAGGCACGAAGGGUCUCCUGUCUCCCUUGGAGAAAGGCAAGAACACCUCCCUCCACAGAGGGUUAGCAAGAGACAGAGAAGUAAUCCCGCAAACUACCACCACCACAAUGAAGAUAUCAAACGUUCUUGUUCUCAUCUUAGUCCUGCUUUACAUGGAUGCCAGCACAGAAUGGCCCACGCACACGGUCUGCAAAGAGGACAACUUGGAAAUACAUUACAAAAGCUGUGAUCCCCAGCAAGAUUUUGCUUUCAGCAUUGACCAUUGUGCUGAUGUCACAACCCACACCUUUAACAUCAGAGCUGCGAUGGUCCUAAGACACAACAUCAAGGAACUAUACCUCAAGGUUGACCUGAUCAUAAAUGGGAAGACCGUCUUAACCUACUCAGAGACGCUUUGCGAGCCGGGUCAUUCUAAGCUUGUUUUCUGCGGAAAGAAGAAAGGAGAACACCUCUACUAUGAGGGACCAGUCACACUGGGAAUCAAAGAAAUCCCACAGGGAGAUUACACUAUUGCAGCAAGGUUGACUAAUGAAGACCACGUCACUGUUGCUUGUGCUGAUUUUACCGUGAAAAAUUAUUUAGAAUAUUAUUAGCAACAAAACAGUUUCAUGAAAGCUACAUACUACCAAAGCUAUUCAAGCCAAGUGAGCUGCUUGCAUGCUACAAUGAUUCUGAAGGAAAUAAUCCCCACAUGGUGGUUCUGAUGCUAUUCCUCUUUAUAAUCCACUAUUUUCAAGAAGUCACUAGACCCUCUAGUGGUAAUUUUAUCUCUAAAUGCACACUGUAGCCCACUUUUUACUUCUAAUAUAUACAGCUGCAAGUAGAAAGCAUCUGAUACCAACGUUCUCAUUUUAGGAUGAAAAUAGCAUGAGGCAGAACAGGCGAGAGCCUAAACAUUUCUUUGCAGUAAAUUAUGGAGGUAUCCACUUCUAACACAGCCUAAAGAUGACUUUCAUAUGUAUCAUAUAUUAUGCAGUUACAGCACUCAAAAUUUUCAGUCUUCCCUGGGGCUUAUCUGGAGCCUCCACUAGCAUAGAUUUUGUUAUAACCACAGAACUAAGACCAAAUAGAAUGAACGUGCCUUUUUUUAGUGAUCCAUGCCCUGUCACUGGAUUCAGAUCACUCAGGUCUUCUGGAGUCUACCUGGAAUUUACUGUUCCUUAAUGUCUUUGAAGUGAUAUGUGAAUCGUUCUGUAACUAAGCUAUAGGCUCUUCUUGCUUCUCAAUAAAUUCAUAAUGAAAGGAU